Messenger RNA from Mangifera indica (mango), 1662 nucleotides. RefSeq names its product putative disease resistance RPP13-like protein 1. Gene Ontology annotation, biological process: defense response to other organism. Lineage: Eukaryota; Viridiplantae; Streptophyta; Magnoliopsida; Sapindales; Anacardiaceae. The transcript has 3 exons. Gene Ontology annotation, molecular function: ADP binding. The coding region runs from base 117 to 1583 and encodes 488 amino acids. The record is from RefSeq and is a predicted model, not a curated record.
UAUCUUGAGUUCAGUUUUUCAGCUCUACUAGAUAAAAGUAACCAAUUUCUCUUGGCUAAUUGCGCUCAUAUUCAUCUGUAAUUCUCUUGUUCUGAUAAUCCUAAUUCCUUUCUUCCAUGGAAUUUUUGGUUGAGCCCCUUGUCUCUCAACUCUUCGAGAGGUUGUUUCAUAUAUUGUUGUCUGAUGAGGUGCGGGGAUUUGCCAGGCAACUUGUUGGAGGGGUAGAUUCAGAGUUAGAAGAGCUCAAAAAAAAGUUGAGAAUGAUUAAAAAUCUGCUAGACCGUGCAGAAGACGUACAACUGACGGAUGGGGACUUAAAAGAGUGGCUUGACGAUCUUCAACACUGGGCUUAUGACGCAGAAGACGUGCUGGAUGAGUUUGCCUAUGAAGCUUUGAGACGCAGACUCACGGUAGAACAGCGGGCAAGCUCUAGCAACGGAUCGAGGUUCCUCUGUGCUAAUUUUCCUGGCCCCUUGUUCAAUGUUAAAAUUGGCUCCAAGAUCAAAAAGAUCAAUAAUAGGUUGGAACAACUCCGCCAGCAAAGAUCAGUUAUGCAAGAGCUUUGUGGAGUAACACCGAGUAAUGUCACACCGCAAAGACCAGAGGAAACUUCAAGCGUGCCACCUGAAAAAUUUGUUCAUGGCAGAGAUGAAGAUAAAGCUAAACUAGUUGCGAUGGUGAAAAGCGAUCUACCUUGUGGUAACAACUUUCGAGUGAUAGCCAUAGUCGGCAUGGGAGGGAUCGGCAAGACUACAAUUGCUCGAGACGUGUACAAUCACAAGGAACCGGAAGGCUUCAAGUUUGAGGAAAAGGCUUGGGUCUGUGUUUCAACCAAUUUCGAUAUUUUAACUAUCUCAAAGAGUCUCCUUGGGUCAUUAAAAGGCUCCACGUUCUCCAUUCCAAGUGAUUUAAAUGGAGUGCAAGUUGAACUGCAAAAGGCAGUGAGUGGGAAAAAAUUCUUGAUAGUAUUAGACGAUGUUUGGGAGGUGAAGAAAUACAGCUACUGGGAAAAGCUAACGUCUCCUUUCAAAGCUGGUGCACCCGGAAGCACGAUGAUCGUCACAACACGCCAUGAAAAUGUUGCAAUAACAAUAAGAUGCUCGGAUAGUACUUAUCAUUUACCGCUUUUAUCCAAUGAAGCUUGUAAAUCCUUGUUUCAGGAGCAUGCACUUGCAACUGGUAGGACUGCUUAUACAGGUCAAAUUACAGAGACAAUUUAUGAAAAGGUCGCUGAAAGGUGUAGUGGCCUGCCUCUGGCAGCAAAGACCCUCGGUGGUCUCCUAUUCUUUGAGUCGACUGAUACUUGGGAAAAAUUACUGGACAGCAAAAUAUGGAAUUCAUAUGAAAAUGAUGUUCUUCCUGUAUUAAAGUUAAGUUAUCUUUAUCUCCCUCGCCAUUUAAAAAGAUGUUUCGCUUAUUGUGCGAUUUUUCCAGAAGACUAUGAGUUUAAGGAGGAGGAACUUGUACUUUUGUGGAUGGCAGAAGGUAUCGUUCAACCAACUGAUGAGCAACUAGAUAAGACAGAUGAUCAUCAUCACAUCAAGGAGACAACCACAGUGGGCAGGAAGCAAGUGAAGCGUUGAUUGAAUUCAAAGUUGGAGGAGUAGUCUAUUAGGAUACUAAAUGUUCGCUCAUGUUUUUACCUUAAAAGGAUUUUUCAGC